UUGAGAUCGGUCUACAUGAAACACUUAAUAGACAGAGAAUGUUAAAAGUAACCAAAAUCUCAGCUUACAAAGUUAAAGUGACCUUGAGACAUUUUUGUUCAUUAGCCAAUCAGAAAGCAGGUAUUAUGGAUGGAUUGUUUACAAUAGAAAACAAGUACAUUUAGAAUGCUGAUAAGGGAUUUUUGUUUUUAAACUUGAAGUUUGGUUUCGAAAUUCGUCUACAUCGCUCCAGAUCAUUUAGCCUCGCGAAAAUUCCCAAUCUCCCAAGUUUGGGGAAAUAUUGGGGAAUUUCCCCAGGUCUGAGGAAAUUUCGGGGUCUUAGUGCCAUUUCCAUGAAGUUUACUAUAGCGGCUCCCCCAAACUCGGUCAAAUUUUCCCUAAAAUUGGGAGCUCGGGUUUGUUCCGGCAUAUAUUUAUCUGCAUGAAGGUGUAGUUACUGAUUCUAGAGGUUCACUCUACACCAGAAGGAAUGAUGGUAAAAGAUAAGAAUCGUCCUAAACCACCGAUGACACCAUAUGCAUGUUUCGUGCAAGUAAUACGUGAGGAACAUCGAAAAAAACAUCCGACAGAAAAUGUUAUUUUCAGUGAAUUUUCCAAGAAAUGUGCAGAAAAGUGGAAGCUCAUGAAUUUGGAACAACGAAAGUGUUUUGAGGAAAUGGCAAAAUUAGAUACGGAGAGAUUCAAUCGGGAAAUGGCUCAUUAUAUACCACCAGUCGGAAUGAAGCGAGGUCGUAGACGGCGACGUAUCAAAGAUCCAAGUAUGCCUAAACGUUCAUGGUCAGCAUUUUUCUUCUUUUGCGAUGCAUUUCGAUCAAAAAUUCGUAGUGAGCAUCCCGAUUGGAAGGUUAGCGAUAUUGCCAAGGAGUUAGGUAGACGAUGGGAAGAGUGUUCCGAUAAAGAGAAAUACGAAAGACGCGCACAGAAUGACAAAUUACGUUAUGAACAAGAUAUGGAGAAAUAUAAAGCUGGAUUGUAUGUGGCGACCAAACGUGCUCGAGUUGGCGAUCAAACGAAAUCAAACGAGAUACUGUCAUGCUUAAACAAUCAGUCACAUCAUAAGGAAUUAGGUGAGGCAAGUCAAAUUUCAAAUGAUGAAGUAGGACGAGGUGAUGGAGACGAUGAUGAUGGAGAUGAAGAUGAUGUCGAUGAUGAUGAUGAUGACGAUGAAGAAGAAGAGGAAGAGGGUGAUGGAGAAGAACAAGACGAUGAAGAUAAUGAACAACAACAGUCAAACAGAUCUAACACUCAUGAAAUACCUGUUUGUGGUGAUCACAAAACACCAGAACAAAUUGUCUCCAGUGAUACAAGUAGUAUUAUUAUAAAUACAGGAAAUUAGAGUAUAUUUAUGUUUAUGUAAAUGUUUCUCACUCUCUCUCUCUCUCUUUAUCAUUUCAUAUAUUAUUGAAACAUAUAUUGUCAUUGAUUCUUUGUUGGCCAUUUUUCUUUCUUUUUUACAUAAUGGAGUCAAUAGACCCACCGAUACAAAUGCAUUUAUUCCUUACCAUUUCUGACUCUCAUUUAUUUUAUACUUGAUACAUUUUGUUUUCCUUAGUUUUAUAUCGAUAGAUGAUUUUUAAAUUGUGUCCUUUGGAUUGACAAAGAAAACACCUCAAUCGCUAAUAUAUAUGUAUAAUACCUCUACUUAUUUCUUACAUCGCUUUGUUUUUUAUAUGUUAAUUUUUAAUUUUAAUUUCAUUAUACGGUCGUCAGGUUGAGUGCUAAUGGUACCAGUUAUAAUAAUAACUAUAAUGAUCAUUAUUAUCACUAUUUGAGUCUCAUAUUUUCAUUGACUUUGCUUUUUUUGCUAGGCAUUUAACUUUCAUCUAAUAUAUAUAUAUAUAUAAUUGAUUUAUUUUGGUUGCUACGAUAGAUAUUUAUGGAUAUAAUUGAGUUUUCUGUAUCCAGUUAGUUUAAAAUUUAUUGCUUUUGUAGAAUAUAUGAAAAUUGUUAACUUUCACAUUCAAGUACAGCUUUAUAUGUUAAUUAAUGAACUAUAUGUAUGGUGUCAAAGCAAGUAAUAUAUCUGUAGUUCACAA
Messenger RNA from Schistosoma intercalatum, 2036 nucleotides. The record is from the annotation of a GenBank genome assembly. Lineage: Eukaryota; Metazoa; Platyhelminthes; Trematoda; Strigeidida; Schistosomatidae.